AUGUUCGAUGACCUCGCCAUACUCGAGAAAUUCUACUACGAGAACAUGCUUUCUUCGUCCCCCAGCGCAAAGGCCUUUGUCCAAGGCAAGCGUGAUGGGUGUCGUUCAGCGGUGACCAGCUUCCGGCUUCCGGGUAUUCCUUCGGCUCCAACGUCAGAGGUCAAAGAGGCGUCAAUCGACUGGACAGCAUGCAAGGCGUACACUCCUGAGCUGCCUACCCUGAACCCGAGAUAUGUCACGCAGAAGCAUCGGUACACCUACGCCGUGACUGACCGCCACGAAUCGACUUUCUCCGAUGGCAUCAUGAAAUACGACAGCGUGGCCAAAGAGACUAUUGUCUGGAAACAGCAUGGACAGUCGCCUGGAGAAGCAAUCUUUGUCGCUGAGCCUGCGGGCGCUAAUGAGGAUGAUGGCGUCCUUCUGAGUGUUGUGCUGGAUGGGAAGGCCGGGAAAAGCUACUUGCUCUGUCUGGAUGCCCGCGAUAUGUCUGAGCUGGGUAGAGCGCAUCUCAACGGACCGGUAGGCUUUGGCUUUCAUGGCCAGCAUGUUCCUACGAGUGGAGGGCUGCCCACAGGGGAUUAUUAG
This is a messenger RNA of Aspergillus viridinutans, 585 nucleotides long. RefSeq lists its product as uncharacterized. Lineage: Eukaryota; Fungi; Ascomycota; Eurotiomycetes; Eurotiales; Aspergillaceae. The transcript has a single exon. The coding region runs from base 1 to 585 and encodes 194 amino acids. Gene Ontology annotation, biological process: carotene catabolic process. The record is from RefSeq and is a predicted model, not a curated record. Gene Ontology annotation, molecular function: carotenoid dioxygenase activity.